Messenger RNA from Nezara viridula (southern green stink bug), 2718 nucleotides. NCBI's taxonomy places the organism in Eukaryota, Metazoa, Arthropoda, Insecta, Hemiptera, Pentatomidae. The record is from the annotation of a GenBank genome assembly.
CAGCAGUCGAGUAAGAGGCCUUUACCUAACCAUUCAAAACAGUCACUCAUUAAUAAAACUCCGUAAGACUUACGUGUUCUAGUAGUUCCUUUUUUAUAAGAUAUAUAUAUAUUCGGUACAGAAGUUUUAAAGUAUGGCGGCAGAACUUCUGUGUUGCGAGAGGUCCUGCGAAUGCAGGGCAUAUUUCGACCCUAGGCUCCUGCGGGAUAGCAGGGUCCUCGAAAAUCUACUCAAGACUGAAGAAUUAUACACCACUAAUAGUUCCUACUUCCAAUGUGUCCAAUCAGAGCUUACUCCAGACAUGAGGAAAAUUGUCGUCGAAUGGAUGCUAGAGGUGUGCGAGGAGCAAAAGUGUACUGAAGAAGUGUUCGUACUGUCGGUGAAUUUCCUCGACAGGUUUCUGUCGGUCGUUCCCUUAACUAAAGCACAUCUUCAGCUAGCUGCUUCCGUUUGCUUGCUAAUGGCGUCAAAGCUGCGUGAACCUAACCCACUCAGUGCCAGGCUCCUUGUACACUAUACAGACUAUAGCAUAUGUAUUGACCAUAUACCGAAAUGGGAAAUACUGAUCGCUGCCAAACUGAAAUGGAACCUGAGCGCCGUUACUGCCAGCGACUUCCUCGGCCACCUCUUGUACAGCAUCCCCUUGGAGCACGACACACAGGUGAUGGUGAGGAGGCACGCUCAGACCUUCAUCUUCUUGUCAGCUCGUGAAUUCAAAUUCUGCAUGUACACAGCAAGCAUAGUCGCCGGUGCUGCGAUUGCAGCGGCACUCAAAGGUCUGCAGUGGUGCAACAGGAGUGGAUGGUCGCUGGAUAGGCUGACAGACCACUUGACGAAGACCCUUGGAGUGGAGAAGGAUUAUCUCCAAACAUGUUUGAGGCAGAUGGAAGAUAUGAUUAAUGAAACAAUUUCUGUCGCCACUGCAAUCCAAGAAGAAAAUAAAAUGAAGUCUGGUACACCAACAGACAUUCACGACAUCGACUUCUGAGUGAGAAAGUGUCCUACACCCUGAUCUAUACAAUUGAUUCUGUUCGAUAAAAAACUUUUAUUUUGAAUAUCAUAAAAUGCCUGCCAUAUUUAUCAAUUUUAUAUUGAAGUGUUGUGUAGAUUUUGUGAUAACACAUCAUAUGAGUAUUUUGUUUUUUAUUAGAGUAGUUUGUGCUUUUCCGUUUAAAUAAGCCAACCGUUUCGCCUCCAAGAUCAGGUUUCGUUUUAAUUGUACACUGGGGAAGGCAAUAAAAUACGCUUUAAUUUUAUUAUUUUUCCGAUAUAUUAGUUUAAGUUCGAAAGGUAACUUGUAGAUAAGACGUAUUUUGUAUGUGAAUAUUUUUUAUUUGGUUUGUGCCUGUUAUGUACCCCGGUAUCAGGCGCAUAACAUGAAAAAAUUGAAAACUUAGUCAUUUUGAGUCAUCGUUUUUAGGUUAGGAUAAACGAGUAGUGACAUACCAUAUUUUUCUUUCUUUUUAAUUUUAAAAAUGUAGUUUCUUUAUUGUUCCUUUUUUCGCCAUCUAGAACUAUCGUUUUAAAUAUUUUCUUUAAUUCAAUCUGCAACUAAUAUAAAGUUAACGUGUCAACUCUAAAGGCUGCAUAUUAAACCUUGUACAUCGAUUAUAAAAAGUAUUAAAGAAACGGAAAAGAUAAUAGUUGUAGUAUUGUUCACUGUAUUUUUUAUCAGGUUCGUUGUGUACCUUUAUGUAUGAGUCCUUUUAUUUUAUAUUUCAAAAGUAUAUUUUCAAUCAUGUUGUAGUUUGUUUGUAAAUUAGCUUUUAUUUUUAUUCUAGUUUCUUUUUUAUAAGACAUUUAUAAGGGCUGUAUGGCACUACGAUAAAUCGCUAUUAUUUUUUUAUAUAUAUUUUUUUUGUCACUUGUGGAGGGCAUGUAAAGAGACGGUCAAUUCUGUCUUAACGCUGUGAAAGCCGACAUGUGACUAUUAUAUAAUAGGCUAUUAAUGUCCUCCUACAUGUGAAUCUUUAUAUGAUUACCAAGUCUUGAUUAUUUAAAAGUAAUCACUAAAAAUUGUUAUCCCUUCAGCCCAUUUUAUUUGUAAAAAUCAUGGCAUAUGAUUUAAAAUUUUCAAAAGCUACUUGAAUGUGUAUGUUUAAAGAAAAAAAAAUGCAAAGAUUAAGAAUUUUAUAAACAAAUUUUAUAAAAAAAAAAUGUUAUAUAGAUAUAUUAUAUUACCUACGUGCAAAUUCGUUAUUGUAUAUUAACGCUAGUAGUUUGUAGGUUUAUUCCUGUUACAUAUUAUAUAUCAUUUAUAUAUGUACAAAAAAUUUAUUGUUUGAACUACAAAAUUAAACUUUGUGCUUCUUUUUUUGUUGAUUCCUAAUAGGAAUUUUUUAAAUAAUAUAUAGAGUGUCUGAGGAGCUGUAACUGUUAUAAAGUUUAUAAAAGGAAGGCUGAAGUACUUAAAGCAUUAACUGCAGUUUUUUUCCUUCAUUUAAUUUUUUUUUUUUUUUGUUUUCCUGUAACACAAAGCUUGUCUAAAUGUGACCUCACAGGAUAAUACAAGUAUGAAAGAACUGUUAUACCUCCUCAGAACUCUGUACCUCUUUGAUUACCUCAAAAUCCUUUUCCUCAAAGGACAAGUUUAUACGAAGAAACAAUAGUCUGAUUUUAUUAAGAAUGACUAGAGGAUUUUUUUUCUAUAUUAAAGUACCUUGAUUAUUAUACUAUGUUUUUUUUUUUUUGUAAAAAUAUAGUGUUUUGCAUAAAAUA